UCCGCCCACAGGCGACCCUACCAGAGCUUCCAGGCGCUAGGGGGCGGAGUCAGGGGCGCCCCCCAUGGACCCUAUCCUCCCUCCACGCAUCUCUACCCCACCUCCUCCGCCUCCAUGUUCCCCAGGAUUCCCCGGCACCACCAGGCCCACCCGGAGGAGGUGGAGGGGUGCUGCCUGUGCACCGACCAAUGGCCGCAGGCCAACCACCGCCACCACCUCCGCCACCAUGACGCCCCCCCGGUCGCCGCGGAGACACAGUACCUCCCCCCGAUCUCCUGGUACCACCGCCCGACGCCCUAUGAGCAUCCACCCGAACAACACCACCUUCAGCACGGGCAUCCUCAUCCUCCACCACAAGGGUACGCUCACCCCAGGCCGACCAGGCCGCGGGACCCCCCACCGGGUCACCCCAGAGACGACCAGGACCUCGGUCACCACCACCACCACCACCACCACCACCAGCAGCAGCAUCGGCGCAGAACUCAGAGCCGGACGAUGGUGCUGGUGAAGAACAGCGACCCAUCGUACCGCAGGAGCAUCGCGCUGCACCAUGGGGCCCCCAGGAGCCUGGGGCUCUUCCUGGAGGAGGUGUCUGAGCUCAUGCAGUACCGCGUCCGCAAGCUGUACACCUCCGAGGGCCACAAGAUAGACAGCGUGCAUGGUCUCUUGCACGGCCCGAGUGUCCUUAUCUGCGUAGGACGUGAGCCUUCUCACCCCGCCAUCCUCGAGAAUUUGCCGAAAACAGGGGAUGAAAAAGUUCCCAGAUUACAUGUGAGGUUGAGCUCCACUGGCUGUGGUGAGGAACAGGAGAUCCAAGGUGUCGAGAAAAAGAAAACUGCAACCCAGCCCGAAACCAACGGCAGCACCAACAGAUUCCCUGACAUGCCGCUGCCAGGCGGCAGGAAUUCCCUGGAGCCUGUGGACCCCCACCCCAACCCAGAAGAGGCCGUAAUGGACGACGACAUCGAGAAACGCGUUGUCGUCAACGAGGACGGCAGCCUCUCCAUGGAAAUGAAGGUGCGCUUCCGGCUCCUAAACGACGAGACGCUGCAGUGGUCCACGCAGGUCACGAGGAACGGAGGUCCGAAGCCCGGCGAGCAGCGCCAGGGGUGCGGCUACUACCUCGAGCAGAGCAGCGUGGAAAGCUGCUCCGAAUCGGAGUGCGUCGUCUCCGCCUGUGAGACGCAGGAGUUGAGUCUCACCCAGCGCUACCAGAAACACAUGGAGGAGGCCCACUGCACCCACUGCUGUGAUCAAUGUCAGGAGUACCACACCUGGACCAACCGACCGAUUCCAGAAGCGCAGGGAGGUGGCGGCAACGUCAAGUCGUCGAGCUCCAGCGCGUCCUCGCACACAACUGUCUGCAAGAGGACGGAGGUUAAAAACACACAAACUACCUCAAUGUCGAGUGAGGAUUGCGGCGGGCAGGUGGUGGAGACGGAGACAUGGGUGGAGAGCACCAUCAAUACAGUGGACACCAUCGAGUAUUGCACGAUCACGAGCGCCGUGUCCCCUCAGAUGUUUGAGAGAGGAUCUGCCGUGGUCGACGGGGUCGACAGUGCUGAGGAAAUACCAGAGAGAGGAACAUUGGUUCCAACCCAAAGAGAAGAAAGGGCCUGCUCUGCCAUCAGUGCCUCCUCCAUGAUCUUAACGCAUCUCACAGAGAGCCUAGAUGACGAGGAGGAGGACGAUCUUCCUACUGGGGUUUCAAGACCAGAUUUAUGUGCUCAAAAAGGGAGUCCAAGCCCCCGAAGUAGAGGAUCCGUUGCUUCUGCUCAUUCAAGAAUGUCCAAAAUAAUAUCGAAAGCUUCAACUCCAGGGAGAGAAAUGUCCUCACCACUAUCAACAACUUCUAAGUCAUCAAAGACAAAGUGCACAUGUGUACCUUUGGGUGACCCUAUCAAAAAUACACCUGAUAGCAAUAGCCCAAAAAUUGAGAAACGACAGUCAUCAAGUGCCAUGUCUGUUAAAUCUCACACCUCUUCGGGGGAAAUACUCAUCAAUGAGGAUGAAGAUCCCGAAUGCCCUAAAAAGACUAUAAUAGUUCAAAACUCUACUGAGGAGAAGGCGCAAAUGGAUGAAGUUUUGGAUGAAGCAGAAAGUGCUCAAGAGGUAGUUGAAAACAGAGUGACAAGUUCCAUGUCAUCCAGGUCUAGGUCGAACACUUCCACUAGAACCUCACAGGCAUCGGAGCUUCCACCAGAACCAAGUGAUUAUGCAAACAGAGCCCCUAGCCACUUGUCACAAAGAUCAGGAGCUUCUGUAAGAUCAAAUAGAUCAACAAAAAAUAAAAGUCCAGAAGAGCAAGACACAAUGAAAGAUGACGGUGCUGAAAAUACAGAUGAUGAAACAGCUGAAGGAUCUUAUGAGAACCAACCAAAGGAUGAGAGGGUGUCUAGUGCCACGUCAUACAAAUCAGCGAAAUCAACCAAUUCCCAUGUUUCCGCCAGAUCAAUAAAGUCAAUGUCGUCUGAGGUUCAAGCAGAAAUAUCCUCUGAUGAUCACGAGGAACCAAUGGAAAGAGCUCCAAGUAUGCAGUCAGUCAAAUCAACCAAAUCAGCAAAGAGUGAAGCUGGUGACAUUCCUGAUGAUCCUGAUACUGAAGAGGAAUUUCCGGACAGGCCAAAAAGUGCCAGGUCUAAUGCCUCUAACAGAUCGAAUAGAUCAAAAAGAUCUCACCGUUAUUUGGUUUCAGAUGAGGACACUGCAAUAUCUAAGCCUAAAUCAAAGACAUCUACAGUUCCUCCUGAACUUGUAGAGAGCCCAGUAAGCACAACACCAACAAAGUCAGUAGAAUCAAAUGCUUCAGCACUGUCUGCUGAUGAUGAUAAUUUGGAUGGUGAAAAUGCAGAGGAUGUAAUGGAAGAGACAGCAUCCAGUUGCAUUUCAUUCAAAUCCACGGAAUCCACAAAGUCAAAUGAAUCAGCUUUAUCAGAAAAAUCUGAAUUUUCUGAAAUUACUGCUGUAGAAAGUGAUGACAUCUCUGCUGAAGACACUGCAGUAGAGGAAUUCAACAAACCUGAAAACGACAGAUCAAGCUCAAUUUCUAAUGUUUCAGGGAGAUCAAAAAGAUCUAAAUGCUCUGAAAUUCCGUCCGACCAAUGUGUAGAGAUGUCUGAUGAAAUUAUCACAGACGAAGGAGAUAGAUCUAGUGGGAAGUCAGCUAAUUCUCACAUCUCCAGAAGAUCUUGGACUUCAAGGUCCCCUGUUGUGUCGUCGCAAGAAGAUACUGCAGAAGACGAAUGCAAUGUAGAAAGACCAGCAAGUUCCAUAUCAAGAAAGUCUAUAGAAUCACAUGAAUCAGGAAUCUCAAAUAACUCAAAGGCUUUUGCAAGUGAUGAACGAUCACUCAGUGUCUUGUCGGCAAAAUCAACAAAGUCAAAUAUCUCUAGAACCUCCAGAAAGUCUUCUGCAGUUAAAUCUGAAGAAAACUCAGAAAAUGAAACCAACAUGGAAGAGAGAGCUUCAAGCACCAUGUCAAUGAAAUCGACAAAAUCUAAUGAUGAUGAUGACGUUCCUGACAAUGGAUCCACUGCACAGGAAACAACAGCACGUGCAAUGAGUGUCAUGUCAACAAAAUCGGCUAGGUCCAAUGUCUCUGCUAGAUCUAGAAAAGCUGAAGUUCCAUCUGUUAAUGUUGACAAACCUGAUGGGGAAGAUGGCGAAGUCGCAAUUGAAGGCAGAAAGGCUGAGCCGGAACCUGGUGAAAGAGCAGCGAGUGGCAUGUCGGCUAAAUCAUCAAGGUCAAAUCGUUCCACAAAAUCAAAGACAUCAAAAGAACCUGGAGAUCCUGCUGAAGUAGCCAGUCCUACUCCUGAUGAAAAGGUCGCUGAACAGGAAACUGAAGGGCGAGGAAGUGCCAUGUCAGUAAAGUCCAAUAUCUCUGCAAAAUCUGGGAUCUCAAAGACCCCUGUGGCGUUGUCGCAGGAAGAUACUGCAGAAGACGGGUGCAAUGUAGAAAGACCAGCAAGUUCCAAAUCAAAAAAGUCCAUAGAAUCACAUGCAUCAGGAAUCUCAAAUAAAUCAAAAGCCUUUGUAAGUGAGGAAAGACCACUGAGUGUCCUGUCGGCCAGAUCAACAAAGUCAAAUAUCUCCAGAACCUCUAAAAAGUCUUCUGCAGUUAAAUCUGAAGAAAACACAGAGAAUGAAAAUGACAUGGAAGAGAGAGCAUCAAGCGCCAUGUCACUGAAAUCGACCAAAUCUAAUGUUUCUUCAAGGCAGAAGAAGUCUAAAUACUCUGAUGCUACUGAUGGAAAGGGUGAUUUGGUAGAGAUUGAGUCAGAGGUGAGAGCUCCAAGUAAUAUGUCCUCAAAAUCAACCAAAUCAGCAAAGUCCAAUGCUCCUGGCGUAUCCAACAAAUCCAAGGAUUCGGAAAGUUCGACUGUAAAUAGUGGUUAUGUUCCAGACAAUGGAACCACUGCAAAAGAAACGACAGAGCGUGCAACGAGCGCCAUGUCAACAAAAUCUGCUAGGUCCAAUGUCUCUGCUAGAUCUAGAAAAGCUGAAGUUCCAUCUGUUAAUGUUGACAAACCUGAUGGGGAUGAUGGAGAAGACGCAAUUGAAGGCAGAAAGGCUGAGCCGGAACCUGGUGAAAGAGCAGCGAGUGGCAUGUCGGCUAAAUCAUCAAGGUCAAAUCGCUCCGCAAAAUCAAAGACAUCAAAAGAACCUGGAGACCCUGCUGAAGUAGCAAGUCCUAUUCCUGAUGAAAAGGUGGCUGAACAGGAAACUGAAGGGCGAGGAAGUGCCAUGUCAGUAAAGUCCAAUAUCUCUGCAAAAUCUGGGAUCUCAAAGACCCCUGUGGCGUCGUCGCAGGAAGAUACUGCAGAAGACGGGUGCAAUGUAGAAAGACCAGCAAGUUCCAAAUCAAAAAAGUCCAUAGAAUCACAUGCAUCAGGAAUCUCAAAUAAAUCAAAAGCCUUUGUAAGUGAGGAAAGACCAGUAAGUGUCCUGUCGGCCAGAUCAACAGAGUCAAAUAUCUCCAGAACCUCUAAAAAGUCUUCUGCAGUUAAAUCUGAAGCAAACACAGAGAAUGAAAACGACAUAGAAGAGAGAGCAUCAAGCGCCAUGUCACUGAAAUCGACCAAAUCUAAUGUUUCUUCAAGGCAGAAGAAGUCUAAAUGCUCUGAUGCUACUGAUGGAAACUGUGAUUUGGUAGAGAUUGAGACAGAGGUGAGAGCUCCAAGUAAUAUGUCCUCAAAAUCAACCAAAUCAGCAAAGUCCAAUGCUCCUGGCGUAUCCAACAAAUCCAAGGAUUCAGAAAGUUUGACUGUAAAUAGAGGUGAUGUUCCAGACAAUGGAACCACUGCAAAAGAAACGACAGAGCGUGCAACGAGCGCCAUGUCAACAAAAUCAGCUAGGUCCAAUGUAUCUGCUAGAUCUAGAAAAGCGGAAGUUCCAUCUGUUAAUGUUGACAAACCUGAUGGGGAAGAUGGAGAAGACGCAAUUGAAGACAGAAAGGCUGAACCGGAACCUGGUGGAAGAGCAGCGAGUGGCAUGUCGGCUAAAUCAUCAAGGUCAAAUCGUUCUGCAAAAUCGACGACAUCAAGAGAACCUGGAGAUCCUUCUAAAAGGAAUACAGCCAGUCCUGCUGGAGAUGCAAGUCAUCUUCCUGAUGAAAUGGCGAAUGAACAGGAAACUGCAGGGCGAGGAAGCGCAAUGUCAGUAAAGUCCAACAUCUCUGCAACAUCUGGGAUCUCAAAGACCCCUGUGGCGUCGUCGCAGGAAGAUACUGCAGAAGACGAGUGCAAUGUAGAAAGACCAGCAAGUUCCACAUCAAUAAAGUCCAUAGAAUCACAUGCAUCAGGAAUCUCAAAUAAAUCAAAAGCCUUUGUAAGUGAGGAAAGACCACUAAGUGUCCUGUCGGCCAAAUCAACAAAGUCAAAUAUCUCCAGAACCUCCAGAAAGUCUUCUGCAAAAUCUGGGAUCUCAAAGGCCUCUGGAAACCAACACAAAGUCCACGGUGUAAAUAACGAGGAAGCUCAAGAGAGACCAGCAAGUGCACAUUCUGAAAGCACAGCUGAUGUUUCUGAUGAACCAAAUGGUCCUGAGGACCGAGCACCAAGUGCCUUGUCAGCAAAGUCUGCAAGGUCCUGUGUAAGUACCAAAUCAAACAAAUCGGUAAAAUCCAAUGCAUCAUCAAUAAUAUUGAAGAAAUCCAAAGAUAGUGAAGAAAAAAGGGUUGAGCUUAUCGCAGAUACAGAAGAUGAUAUUGAAGAGAGAGCAGGAAGUUGCGUCUCAAAUACAACAGAAAAUUCUCAAAUUCUCAUGAGAAACCAAAACUCAGUAUCUGCUGAUUUAUCAGAUGUUGAAAGUCCUGAUGGAGAAAAGAACCGCCAGCUAACGACAGAGAAAGCAGAAAGCUGUAAAUCUGUUAAAUCAAAGAAAUCCAAACAAAGAGAUAUUUCAAUUAACAAUGACAACGAAGACAGAGCAUCCACAAAAUCCAUCAAGUCUCUUGUUUCUGUCAGUUCAAUGAAGUCAAACUCAAAUGAUCUGUCAGAAUUACACGCCACUGACAAUGAGGAUAGACCUCCAAGCAUCGUUUCAGUCAAAUCCCAAAAAUCAAACGUUUCAACUGUAUCUGCCCAUUCAAAGGUUUCUGAAUUAACCACUGGUCAUGGAGAUGAUAUUCUGGAUGCAGGACUUGCCGAACAGGAAUCAGAGGUCAGAGCGCCAAGCAACAUGUCCGAAAGGUCGGCAAAGUCUGGCCUUUCUGCAAAAUCCGGCAUUUCUGCAAAAUUGAUGUGUUCAAAGGCAUCAGAAGUUCAGUUUGAAAGACCAUCAAGUAUAAGAUCCGAAAAGUCAAAUGUUACAAUGACAAAUGAACAAGCAGAUGUUUCUGAAGGCCCAGUUGCACCUAUUGUUAUUAUUCAGGAAACUUCUGAAACUGAUACUGAUGGGAGGGCGCCAAGCUCAUUGUCAGCAAAAUCAGCAAAAUCAGCAAAAUCUGCAAAAUCAAACCUUUCUCUAAGAUCUACAAAGUCCAAGCACUCUGAUGUUCCAACUGAAGCUACCUUGGUUGAUCACAAGGAACCUCUGAUAAGAGCUAUGAGCUCCCUGUCAGUUAAAUCAGCCAAAUCAGUGAAGUCAACAACUUCAACCGCAUCUAACAAACCCAAAGUUUCCAAACGCCCUGUUGAAAAUGGUGAUGAUAUGCACAUUAAAGGACCUGCAGAAGAAGAAACUAUGGACAGAGCAAGUGCAAAGUCAGUGAAAUCAGCUAAAUCAAACAUCUCUGCUUCAAAGUCAGCUAAUAGUGCUGUGUCCACGACAUCUGAAUGUCCUUCAGAGGUUAGUGAUGUUAUUCAAGAUCAAGGACAUGCUGCAGAAGGAAAUAUAAAGAGAUCAAAAAGCUCCAUGUCAGCAAAAUCCGCCAAGUCAAAUCGGUCUGUAAAAUUGGGAACCACAAUGGCAUCUCAAGUCACCCCUGAAAGUUCUGAAAGAUGCAUUGCUGAUGAAGGAUCUACUGAAGAGGAUAAUGCAAUCAGAGUAGCAAGUGCCCAGUCAAACACAUCUGUAAAAUCCAACCUCUCUAGAAAACCUAGCCCCUCAAAUGUAUCUGGAAGUAUCUUACUUGAUGUCGAGGCUGAAGAAAGACAGACAACUGUGCUGUCAGUAAAGUCAGCAAAGUCAACUUCUACUGCUGUAUCAAGAAAAACGAAGGUUUCUCACUGUGACAUUGAUGAUGUUAAUGAAGAAAUGACGAAUGAAACAGACAAAUCGUUCAUCUGUGCAAAGUCAUCAAUGAUCUCAUUUGUGAACAUAAAGGAUAAUGAAGAAAGGCCACCCAGUGCCACGUCUGCAAAGUCAAAUAUUUCAGCAUGUAAAAAAGUAUCAACCCCUUCCAAAGAUGCACUAACACAUACUGCGAAAGACCGACAAAGUCUGUCAGUCAGGUCAAAAAAAUCUAAAAUAUCAGAGAAACCAAAAACAAAAACCGAACCUUUGCUUAUAUCACACGAUGGCUCCGAGGAUGACAGUGAUUUGUCACAGUCACUUCCGUUUUCAGAUAUUGAUGAUGAAAAGUCGGACACUCAUCAGGCAGAUAACCAAUCAAAUUCAAAUGUCUUCAAUAGGACCAGAACAGGUUCAUCGCAACCGAAGACAGAAGAUCUUGUCCCAUCCAGGCUACCAAAUGCAUCACCCACAGAGGUUGUCAGUGAGUGGUUGAAAAACAUCCCAGCUGACAAUGUAAUGUACGACAAUGUAGACGAAUUUGACAGAAACUCAGAAGGACAUGAAAAUGUUGCGCUCACAGAGGGUAUCGGCACAAUGGUAGAGGUGGACAACACUGAGAAGUCUGCUGCAGAACAAGUCAUGAAACCUCAUAAAGCCAAUGGAGGGUUGACGAACAACAUCCCUGAAUCAAGUGAUCAGACAAACACCUCAAAGGAAGAAUAUACCUGCAACUGUGAUCUGACAAAUGACCCAUCAAAGGUCUUUCAGUCCUCGGUGCAGGUGAUGAAAGUGCUUUUAAGUCCAAAGACGGAUCGAUGUAACAGUUUACCUGAAAUUUCCCCAGUGUAUGGACGUAAACUAAGCACUUCUGCUCAAGGUCUCUUGGAUUGCCUUGUUAACUUGCAAUUAAUAGAGUUUGAUCCGGCUAAUGAAGAUGCCAAAGAUGAAAAAUACAGAGAGUUAAUGAAUAUCCUACAGUCCUUGUGGCUUUGUGAGCCUUCAAAAAGCGGACAAAGAGUAAAGCAUAAUGUUCAUCAUUCCCCAGACGAGGACUUAAAUCGUACAUCAUCAUCGGGUGUAGAUGUCAACAGUGGCUCCCCUGGCUCUGGGAACAGCAGCGUAAACAGUGGUGGCCAAACCAAUGGCAAUGUGGGGGUAGACACACUGAUGAAGGUGCAAGAAGUCAAUGAGGCCGUGGACGAAGCAAGUGUCGAAUCAAUAGCUGGGGCAUCAAAAGAGCUAUCACAAAACAUACACAGGGAUGCUAAAUUUUCACCAGAUAGACAAAUGGGACAAACAACAGACACUGAUCCAAAGGAAGACGAGCCCGGCUCAGAUGAAACAAUUAGAAAUAUGGACAGUCCAAGGGAAUUGCCAGAAACACCACAGAGUUCAGGAAGCACAAAUAGUUCAGGAAAUGAAAGUGGCAGUGUUGAGAAAUAUCCAGUAGUUGGCAGAGCCUGUCAAAAGGACAAGAUCCUCAAGAUUGCUCAAGAUCCUGAUCCCUUGUGGCUGUUGAAUUUACUAAACAAACUACAAAAGCAGUUCAUGAAGCAUUAUGUCAAUGCAAUGACAGAGUUCAAAGUGCGCUGGAACUUGGGUGAUAAUGAAGAGGUAGACGACAUGAUAAGUGAAUUAAAAGGUCAAGUCCGAAAAAGGAUACAAGCUAGUAUAGACAGUGAACUGAGGAAGGCCGAAGCCCGGGCUGGACAAGCAACAACUCAUAAAGAGGCCAUAUCAUGUAAUUCAACUGAGAGAAGUGAGGGACGAAGGAGUUUAAUAUCUAGGAAGAACACGGGCACAUCUUACAGUGACCAGCGCAGUGAAAAGGAUGACGAAUUCUGUGAAUGUGAAUCAUGUAAAAAUAACACAAAUGGAUCACAGCCUCAAAUCAUUGCCAAGGCUAUGCAUAUUGCCCCUCUAUUGAUUGCUUUUGACUUAGCGAGAAUUCUACAUUCCAAGAAAAGCGAUACUGCAAAUGCGCAAAUGAUUAUACCUACAGCGAACCUUGAACAUGCUGCCAAAACCGUGAAUGAAAAUAUAGCAGCAGAAAUUGUUGUAGGAAAUGUUAUUAUUGAUGCUGUGAGAGAAGUGAAGUGUAUUGGGCAGAAAGAACCGGCAGAAGAAACAUUUGAGAAAUUUGAAGAAAUCAAGGCUGAGGAUGAAACUGCAGAAGAAGAAACAUCUGAGAAGGAAAAUGCUGAAGCGCUUAUGGUUGAAGAGGAGCCAGCAGAAGAGCAACCAUCUGAGAAGCACAUCACUCAAGAUGAAGAAGAAACAGAAGAAACAUCUGAAAAGGACAAUGAUGAUGAGAUCAUGGCUGAGGAUGAAUCUGCACUAGAAGAAACAUCUACGGAAGAAAUAAGGACUGAGGACGAAACUAAAAUAGACAAUGGGGAAGGAAUCACUCGCGAAGAUGAAUCUGACCUAGAAAACACUUAUGAGAAGAACAAUGCUGAAGAAUCUGCAGAAGAAGAAACCUCUGAGAUGGACGAUGCAAAAGAAACAGUGCUUGAAGUUGGAACUGCCGAAGCAGAAACUUCAGUGAAGGGUAAUAACGAUGACGAUAUUGUCGAAAAUGGAACAGAGGAAGAAGAAAAAUCUGACCAGGAUCCUACUCAAGAAAUCAUGACUGAGGAUGCCGAAACACCAAUUUCUGAGAAGGACCACGGUGAAGAGAAAAUGGCAGAAUCUGCAGAGGUGUCUGAGCAGGAACAUUCGGAAUCAUCAAUGGCUGAGGAUGAAUAUGCCCUAGAGGCAAUAUCUGAGAAGGGCAGUGCUGAGGAUGCAAAAACUGAACAUUCUGAAGGAUCAAUGGCUGAGGAUGACACUGCACUAGAAGAAGAGUCUGAGAUUGACAGUGCUGAAAAGCUCAUUGCCAAGGAGGAAUCUGCAGAAGAUAAAUCAUCUGAGAACGAUCCUGCAGAGGAAAUUGUUUCUGAGGCGGAAACUGAAGAUGCAGAGGUCUCUGAAAAGGACCAUAGUGACCAAAACAAUGGUGAAAAUGAAACUGCAGGAGACGAAACGUCUGAGCAAGAGGAUGCUGAUGAAGCCACAGCUGGAGAUGAAUCUGCAUCAGAAGAAACAUCUGAUCAGGACCGGGAAGAAGAUAACAUGGCUGAAGUUGAAACUGCAGAAGGAGGAACAUCUGAGAAGGACAAUGAUGAUGAAAACAAUGAUGAAGAAAACAAUGAUGAAGAAAACAUUGAUGAAGCAAAUAAUGAUGUCGAAAACAAUGAUGAAGGUGGAGAAGAGGAAGCUACUGAGCAGGAUAACUCCAAAUACAACAUGGUUGGGGAUGCAGAUGAAGAGAUGUCUGAAAGUGAGGAAGAUGAAACUGCAGCGGAAGAAACUUCUGAGAAGGACGCUUCAGAGGACACCAUGGCUGAAGAUGAAACUGCAGAGGAGGAAACUCCCAAUCAGGUUAACACCAACGGAACAAUGACUGAAGAUGAAAUUGCAGAAGAAGAUACAUCAGAGAAGGACCCUUCAGAAGAGAUCAUAGCUGAGGCUGAAUCUGCAGUAGAAGAAACAUCUGAGAUUGACCCUUCAGAAGAGAUCAUAGCUGAGGCUGAAUCUGCAGAGGAAGAAACAUCUGAGAAGGGUGAAUCCAUGACUGAAGACGAAACAGCAGAAAACCAAACUACUGAGGAGGACAACUCCACAAACAAUGUGGCUGGGGAAAAAACUGCAGAUGAAGAAAUGUCUGAAAAUGACCAUGCUGAGGAAGAUAUUGAUGAAGAUGAAACUGCAGGAGAACAUACUUCUGAGAAGGAUAACGACAAAGAGAGUGUGCCUGAGGAGGAAACUGCAGAUGAAGUAAAAUCUGAGCAGGACAAUGCUGAAGAUGAAACUGGAAAAGAACCAACAUCUGGGGACGCUGUGGAGGAAAUACUGACUGAAGACGACACUACAGAAGCAGAAAUGCCGGAGGAGAAAAACACAGAAGAGAUCUUGGCUGAGGCUGAAUCCGCAGAGGAAGAUUCAUCUGAGAAGGAAUAUGCUGAAGAAACCACGGCUGAGAAUGAAGAUGUAGAAGAAGAAACUCCUGAACAGGUUAACACCAAAGAAAUCAUGACUGAGAAUGAAACUGUGGAAGAAGAAACCUCCAAGGCCGACACUGAAUCCGACUUAGGUAGUGGUGAAGGAAACACCUGUGAAGAUCUGUCUGACGAAGAGGAGGAGGACAUUGAAGCGGACAGACAUCAAGACAGUGAUGUCAUCAACACAACCGGAGGGGAAUCUGCUGGACAAGAGACUGAAUCAGGUAGCUGUGAAGCUGAGACAUGUGGAGAAGAGGAACAUGAGCUAAACCAGACCGCUGAAUGCCCUGAACCGGAUAUUGAGGUAAUACACGAUGAUCCAAAAGAACGAAAUACAUCUGCAGGAUCUGAAUCAAUAGGCAAAGAAGGAAAUGACCUGGAGUCUUCUAAAGUCGAGCAGCAGUCAGUGAAUCAAACUGCAGAUGAAGAAUUGGGGCCAGCCGAAACAGAGGCACCAGAAACUGAUGAAAACGACAGUGCCGAAGAGUCUACGGAAUGUGCAUCGACAGAAAAUAUAGACAAGGGUGAAAUGAGCGAGGAGCCAGUCCAUAUCGGGAAUCAGACUGACGAAAGCCAAAGACCAGCAGCAUCUGAAACCACUGGAGAUGGUUCUGAGGAUGAGGAUGACAUGGAAGCGAAGUCCUCAGAGGCGGUAUCUGCCCCUGAUGAGAUCGGAGAGGAUGAAACUACAGGGGAGGAAGAAGAAGCUACCGAUGAUGUUAAUGAGCCUACUGAAGAUGAAGAACAAUGUCAAACUGAAGAACACGAAGGAGAGGAACCAACAGAUGACCAAAGUUGUAUUACUAAGGAGGGUGAAGAAGAUGACAUGGUCAAAUCUUACGAUGCGACAGAUGGUCAAGAUGACGUUGAAGAGCUGAAAUCAGUUCUAGCAUCAGAUACAGAGGACCUUGUUGAAGACAUAUCAGUACACAACAUACAUGGAACAAAUGAAAUGGACAUGCAAGUGGAAGAACUAGAAGAUGACAACGAUAAUGAAACCAAGGAAAUCGUAGCUUCUUCCGGUGAAACGGUUAUUGGAGACGGAUGCCAGGAUGAAACCGAAGCACCCUUGGAGACGUCAGCAAAAGACGAGAAGGGCGCGGCGAUCGAGAACCAAGGAAAUUCUGCCGACGAUGAGGCAGAAGACGAAGACUCAGAUAAUCAAGAAGAGCAAGAAACUGACGAGGGGGAGAUAGUAGAACUUGUUUCCACAGAGACGAAUGAAGACAAAGAAGGCAACCAAGUUGCAGAGGCGAAAGCAUCAUGGACGCUGGACUCCUUAGUCAAAGUAAGCGCAGAGUCAGAGAGCGGAGCUUACGCUGACAUCGAAGAAUCCGAUGUCAGCGAAGUGAAUGCAGGAGACUCAGACAGUGUCGUAAAAAUCCCAUGAGACAUUGACAGAGACAGCCAGAAAAGCAACGAUGAGGGAAUAUUGGUAAAUAUAUUUAAAGAGAAACCUUGAGAGGAUACAGUUAGAGCUGAUAUGUAACAGACAUCAGUGAUGUCAGAGAAACUUCUGAGAAGAUUAGACCCAUCAAUGAGGGAAUAUCAGCAUGGAUCCAUCAGAGACGUUGUGAUCCCCAGGCAUUAUCUACCCAUGUGUCUAAAGUUAACUAAAGAAUGGCUUCGAAUGAGGGCAUGCACAUUUGUUAUUGGUGGAUUCAGGGAGGUGUCAAAUGUGUAUUCCUAAUUAAAUUCAGGUUAGUUAUUUAAAAAUAGAGCUUAUUUGUCAAGACCAUGCUGCUAUACUUUUAGGGUCGUUCAAGAUGGUCAUGUCAGUCACGUGAUUUAUAUAUAAAGCACUUUAUUACAUCAUUGCAGCUUUUGUGAAUGUUAGCCACAAAGAAGGAAAUCCAUUAAUACUUGAUAUAUUUAACUACUUCUUAAGUACUGUAUUCUGUAACAAUUGUCAACCUUAGACAAAAAUAAGGGUAUAUUUAAGGUAUUUAAAACACAGGCGUUUCGCAAUAGAUUCUACUGUAUCUACUUUACUGUAACUUGAGUCUGUUUAAUUCAAAUACUGUUAGCUAUUUAACAUAUUCAUGGAAUCCCUAAUAUAUAUGUGAAGAUACUUAUUGGCAUAUUUACAUGGUUGGUUUUAUUGCUUAAAUACAUAAAAGAAAACAAUAUAAUGUAUCAUAAUUGCAAUUUUGGACAAAUCUGCACAGAAAUCCUCCAUACAUAUUAUUUUUCUUUUUUCAAUUACCAGUUUAUCUGCACUUUAUUCAUCAACCCAAACCUCAACAACAAACGAUAUCUGUUGUAUUUAUGAUCCCCUUAUGGAAAGCCAAAAUGCUUUUGAAGCUUGUCAAUGAAGAUCAGUGGAAUGGACCUUUGCACACUUAUCCACCUGAAACUUUGCAAGUUAAUGAAAACAUUGUGUAGAGUAAAGCUACCUGCUAAAAAUAUGAUGCCACACACCAAUCCAAGGAGAUACGGAUAUCCUACCACCAGGGGCUUACCAACAUGGCUUGAACUUGAAAAUGCAGUUCAAGCCAUUUUUAUUUGAUGAUGAUAUUAAGUAUGUGUAUCUGAUAUGUAUGUGUCCAACACACAUUUUGAUCGCACUUGUAACUCAUUUGUUGAAUAAAAAUGUGCGUAAGUGA
This is a messenger RNA of Gadus morhua (Atlantic cod), 14326 nucleotides long. It is a transcript of the gene rp1l1b, whose product is annotated as rp1 like 1b. Gene Ontology annotation, biological process: intracellular signal transduction; photoreceptor cell development; retina development in camera-type eye. The record is from RefSeq and is a predicted model, not a curated record. Lineage: Eukaryota; Metazoa; Chordata; Actinopteri; Gadiformes; Gadidae. Bases 115 to 13110 code for a protein of 4331 amino acids. The transcript has 3 exons. Gene Ontology annotation, cellular component: axoneme.